AUGGUCAAAUCAACCAGCAAAGACCUCCGCGUCGUCAUCGUUGGUGGUGGCUUUGCCGGCCUAACCGCAGCCAUUGAGUGCAAGCUACGAGGCAUGCACCCAAUUCUAGUUGAGGCAUACCCGGGAGCCAGCUCACACGGCGACUUACUCGACUUUGUGCGCAAUGCUGGCCGGGUGUUCGAAUCCUGGGAUAACGGCAACAUCGGCCGCAAGCUCAUGUCGGCAGGAGUCAAUUCUGCCAAGUACCUUGAGUUCUACAACGCUAAGAACGUGCUUCUGCGGAAGGAUCCCUGGCCGCAGGCGACAGACAAGGACUGCGUCUAUGCUGGGCACCGCGGAGAGAUGCACAGGGUUAUCUACGAGUACGCCAUUGAGGUGGGCGUGGAUAUGCAGUUCGGCAAGCGUGUUGAGAAGUACCUCGACUCGGACACCGAGAGAGGUGUUUUGAUCGAGGGAGGCGAGAAGAUCCUCGGUGAUGUCGUUUUGGCCUGUGAUGGUCCCCGGUCCUUGGCUCGCUCUCAACUUCUUCAGCUGCCCGAGUCGACGGUCAACAGUGGUUAUGCUAUCUUUAGGGCAUACUUCAAUAUUACUGAUGAGAUGCGCCAGCUUCCUGAGUUCGCUGAGAUGAUCAAGGAGGGCGAGGACAGCGUUAGGUUUUGGGCUGGCCGGGAUAUGCAUGGGCUGAUCUACAUAUGGAACAAUGGAAGGGACUGUGCCUGGGUUCUGACACAUCUCGACGAAGCGAAUAUUGCCGAAACGUGGUCCUUCCCCGGGAAGAAGGAGGACGUUGUCAAAUAUCUCAAAGAUGCCGGAUUCCCUAUAAUCUGGCACCAAGCCCUCGAGGCUACACCAGAUGACCGGAUCAUCGAUUAUAAGCUAGUCUGGCGGGACGCCAUCCCGACAUGGCUAUCUAGUUCCAAGAAAUCUGCGGUAAUGGGCGACGCAGCGCAUUGUCAUCUCCCAACAUCUGCCCAGGGAGCCUGUCAAGCAGUUGAGGAUGCCGUUACUGCUGCCAUCUGCCUGCAAAAGUGCAACGGCGAUGUGGCGGCCGGGUUGCAAGUGUUUGAGCGGAUGCGAUUCAAUCGGUCGCAUGUAAUUCACCAGGCGUCCAUUCUGACGCGCAACAUUUAUCACAAGAACGACUGGACACCUGAGCUGGUGCGCGAAUAUCCCGACUCUUUAAUCCUUCCUUUCUACCCUUGGGUCACCGAUUUCGACGUUUUUGCCAAUGCAGAGGAGCACUUCGAUCACUUGCUACAAGAUGUCACAAGCGGCAAACCUGGUACUAUCGAGCAGCUCGCCCUGCCCGCUGGGGGGAACUACGACGCAAUGUUGCUGGAGAAGAGAGCACCAGAAGGGAAGUUGGAUGAGCUGGCGCCUUCUAAUGUUAUCCGAGUUCAGUAG
Penicillium concentricum is the source of this 1404-nucleotide messenger RNA. RefSeq names its product FAD-dependent oxidoreductase. The coding region runs from base 1 to 1404 and encodes 467 amino acids. Gene Ontology annotation, molecular function: FAD binding; monooxygenase activity. Lineage: Eukaryota; Fungi; Ascomycota; Eurotiomycetes; Eurotiales; Aspergillaceae. The transcript has 2 exons. The record is from RefSeq and is a predicted model, not a curated record. Gene Ontology annotation, biological process: secondary metabolite biosynthetic process.